AUGCCAACAUUCAUUGGAGACCAGAAUAGGAGUAGAAUGGAGGGAAGAAAGCGCAGAUUUCCUAAAGAAGUGUACUAUGGUUUCUCAGUGAUGACUUUAGGACUUCUCCAUGUGCUUUGCUCGUCCCCCAGAAUAAAACUAUUGCUAGAAACAAAGCCAACAUCCGUUGAAGAUGCAGACAUUUUAAUAUUUAACGGAAAGGCGUUUGAUGUAAAAGAAGAACAAGUUGAAGAGGCCGGUAUUACGUAUCUGAUUAGAGAGUAUGUAAAGAACGGAAAGUACCGAUAUGUGUAUAUAAAUGGCACCCGGCUAAUAUUUAACUGGAGAACUGGGGAGUAUUAUAAGCCACGGGGAGCUAAGUACAUUGACACACUGACGAGGCAGGAAAGAGAAAUACUGUUUGGAAAGAAUUUGCUAGUGACAAAGAGCAAAAGUAAUUUUUACAUAUUCUUUGAUGCGCUGUUUGACACAAUCAACGUAUAUACAAUUUUUGGUAUUUUGUUAUGGAUUUAUAUAGAGUAUUAUGUCUAUGCCUUUAUUAUCUUUCUACUUAUGGCAUUUAAUCUGAUGAAUGAGGUAACGGCAGAUGUACAGAAGAACGACCAGUCAGAUAAAAUAUCCAAAGUGGAGAGACACUCUUUUAUAGUUUCCAACGACACCGUAUCCGUAGUGAAGGAAGCAGACAUUGUGCUGGGCGACUUAUUGAUGCUGUUUCCCUUUGCAGAGGUUCCCUGCGACUGCGUCGUUAUCAGUGGAUCUGUUGCAGUGAAUGAAGGAUUUGUUACUGGCGAGUCUGUUCCUGUUCUAAAAAAAGAAGGAGCUGAGGUUUUGGCAGGAUCUAUUGUUUUUCAAGCGAUGGCUCAGGACGAUUUGCAAUAUGUAUACAAGGGCGAGGACUCUGAACUCAGGAAGUAUUUAGAGCUGAAUAAUUGUUGUUUGGUGCGUGCAGUCAGAAUAUCUUACAACUCUGCUAGAGGAAAGGCAUUUAAAAAUUUGAUUGGUCAGAAAAUAACUAAACCACCAAUAUACUAUGACACAAUUAAGGUGAUUGGUGCUAUCGGAAUUAUGCUUAUACCAUGCGUUGCAUCUAUAUUUACUUAUUUACAUGGCAGUGUGCCCACUAAGACUUUAAUGUGUUAUAUGUUUGAUCUUAUAUAUGCGCUGGUGUCUCCUUCACUUCCCACAGCUAUCUGGGUAGGAAUGUCUAUGUGCGCACAAAGACUUCAUAGAAGAAAGAUAGUAUGCAAGGACAUCUCAAUAAGCAACAUCUCGGGCACGAUUACAAAAGUAUGCUUUGACAAGACUGGAACACUUACAGAGGAAGGGCUUGACAUAAAGUGUAUAAACAUUGAUGGAGUGGAGAUUUAUUCGAUAGAAGAUAUAAAAGAUCCUAUUGUUAGGCAGGCCCUUAGUCUAUGCCACUCUGUGGAGAAAAUAGGAGACAGGCUUAUUGGAGAUCCAUUGGAUAUUAAGUUGCUGCAAUUUGCUGAUGGAGAUGUAGAAUAUAUAGUGUCAAAUCAAAAAAUGCAAAAAACUAUCACUGCUGAUGGAAAGCCUAUUGGGAAAAUAAAAGAAACAUUUGACUUUGACUCGACAAUAAGGAGGAUGUCUACUGUUGCAGAUCUUAUGUGUGGAAACACAUACGUAUUUACUAAGGGAUCAACCGAGACAAUCCAGUCCAUCACAGAAAGCCAGGAUGAUGUUAACAGAAAUAUAGAAAUAGUUAGUGGGUAUACAAGAGAGGGAUAUAGAGUUAUAUCGCUAGCAGGAAAACCUGUAAAGACUAGCUUGUCUAGCCGGGCAGAGGUAGAGUCCGAUUUAAAGUUGUUGUGCACCAUUGUGUUUGAGAAUAAACUGAAGGAGGAAACUGCCAAAACAAUAGAGGUUCUUAAGAAGGCAGGCUUAUCAAAUAUAAUGUGUACUGGGGAUGCAUUAUUAACUGCUGUGUCUGUAGCAAUGCAUUGCGGAAUAAUUGAUCCACACGUGCCGGUUAUAUAUCCAAAAUUCAAUGCACAAAAAAAGAGCAUUGAGUCUAUAGAGUGGGAGUGUGUUAACGAUGAUGUUGUUUUUGAUAAAAUGUUAAUGAAAGUUAAAAAGGGCCAGGACUACGAAUCGUACAUUGACUAUGUGAUUGCUGUCGAGGGCGCCCUGUUUGAUCAGCUUAUGGCAUCGCUAGAGUACAAGCAGCUUCUUCAAAGGCGGUGCAAGGUCUUUGCUCGGAUGAAUCCUCUGCAAAAGAGCCAGGUUGUUGAAAUGUAUAAGGAAACAGAUUUAGUGUGUUUUGUUGGGGAUGGGGCUAAUGACUGUAAUGCAAUACAAAUAGCAGAUGUGGGCAUCUCUCUGUCAAACUCCGAAGGUUCAGUUGAGUACUGUGUUUCAUCGUAUCUGUCAUAUACCAAGGAAAUAUCCUGUAUACUUGAUAUUAUAAAGGAGGGGAAGUGUGCACUUAUAACUACUCUAAGCAAAAUAGAACAGAUCCUUAUAAUAACCAUAUCCCAGUUUAACGCGCUGCUAAUUCUCUUAUUUAAAGGACUGUUCAUGUCAGAUACGCAGAAUAUAUAUAUAGAUAUUCUCAUAAACAUUCCACUUUCCAUACUCAUGUCCCAAUUUAGAGCAUCUUCUAAACUAUCUAAUAAAAGGCCGCAAAAAAGACUUGCUGCUUGGCCGCCGCUUGUUGGAAUAGUUGUGCACUGCUUCACGCAUUUAGUGCAUCUUCUUAUUCUACUGAAGUAUAUGGAGUAUCUAGGCCAUGUAAAAGUAGAUCCAUCGAAGCCAAACAAGCUAUCAGAGCAGUCUCAGCUGGCAUCCGGAAUAUUUCUUAUGUCAAACCUGCAGGCACUUUAUUCUGGGCUAGAAUACACGCCAGGCGCACCCUUUAGAGAAAACAAAAGUAGUAACAAGCUGUUUGUGGGGUUCUACAUCUUUCACUUAGUGCUUUUUGAGCCUUUUGUUUAUUGCAGUAAGUGAUGUUUCUGGGUCUAACACUUAUUUCUUUGUUAAAAUCAGAAGUUUUUUUAAUCUUUUACCACUAUCGCUUAAUGCAACCCUUGCGAUUCUUAUUCUUACUGUUUCAG
Messenger RNA from Nematocida parisii ERTm1, 3074 nucleotides. RefSeq lists its product as uncharacterized. Bases 1 to 2967 code for a protein of 988 amino acids. The transcript has a single exon. Lineage: Eukaryota; Fungi; Microsporidia. Gene Ontology annotation, cellular component: membrane. Gene Ontology annotation, molecular function: ATP binding; ATP hydrolysis activity; P-type transmembrane transporter activity. The record is from RefSeq and is a predicted model, not a curated record.